AUGGAAACUGCGGAUGAUGCGGAUCACGACCAACCAGAUACCGUGGUCUUCGAAGUGAACGUGGAUGGAGAGCCCGCCGAGCCGGCUGCGGCUUCAAGGGCCUCCAAAGCCUCGAAGGCCUCCAAAGCCUCGAAGGCCUCGGUGCUUUCCGGAGGUCACAUGACGACCCGGUUUACCAGACGUUCGAUGCUGGGAACGGCGACCUUCCGCGAAGUGUCGGGGUACAGGACGCUGCCCCUUUCGAAAUCUGCCUAUGACAAUGCUUUCUUGAUGCAGCUCAUCACCAAGCGGGUGAUUGGAAAGGGAUUGAGUCUCCUCUUGCUGAACUUCUUUGUGCAAGCUGCCGUGGUGUACCUUCUCUGGAGACAGACUCGCGGCUAUCGCGGCGAGCGCAUGGCGCUGCUGUUCGGAGAGUCUGGUGCCCUGGAUUCACCAGGUGUUUGCUGGAUGCACAACAGCAGCCUUUCCUGCACCCCUGACGAGGUUCUCCUCAGCAGCAGCUUCGCGCGCCUGGAUCUGGAUGGAGAUGGCCAGUGGACCUUCGCCGAGGCCCUGAAUCUCAGCGAGACGUACGCACGCGACACAGGACGCCAGGUGAACGCGUCCCAGCUGUACAAGAACGUGUUUCGCACCAUGCAGCAGCAUGCCGGUCCUCGGAUAGCACUCUGCCAAACCGAUGAGGAGGCGGAGGUCCUUACUGUUUCUGGCAACUGGUUGCCAGCCCAGAUCGGGAACAUCUCGAGCGAUGAUAUGGUCCAUGUGGAAUACCCUGACGAGUGGGAAGAAGAGGUCUAUUUCCUUGUGUCCCGGGAGUAUGUCCGCAAGCGCGAGAACCACACGAUCUAUGCCUGCAGCUUCCGGAAGUGCGUGGACAUGGAGACCGGGGCGACGGACUCCUUGGGAGGCGACUGUACGACCUACCACGGUUUUGCGGAGUCACCGUGUGCUGGCGAGUGGGACGACGAGGAGGACUUCCAGGUGCAGGAGCUCUGCUGCACCUGCAACGGUGGCUCCCAGAGCCUGACCCUCACAGGCCUGGGUCAUCUUCCGGUCGACAUCCCCAUCGAGGACCUGGUGACCAAAGAGUUCCGGCUGUGCAUGCAAGCCGCCCCGGAAGAGGCCCAGCAGCACGAGUGUAUCGCGAACUUCACGGCCAUCCCUGGGGAUCUCUACGAGCGGGAGAUCGCGAGGUACACCCACUUCUGCCUCGUCCCCGAGGCUGACAUCUGUGGAAACCUGGAAGGGAGGCAGCUGCUUCCAGACCUGGACUUCGACCUGCUCACUUCCAUCCCGCUCUUCCUGAAGGCUCGGAGCCAAGAGGUUCAAGGGGUGCAGGGUUGA
Messenger RNA from Symbiodinium sp. CCMP2456, 1341 nucleotides. The record is from the annotation of a GenBank genome assembly. Lineage: Eukaryota; Dinophyceae; Suessiales; Symbiodiniaceae.